AUGCCAACAUUUCAACAAAUAAAAGACUCAAAAAUCAAAUCAUUGACAACGACUAUUCGGCAAAACCAGACGCCAUAUAAAUCAACAACAAAAGAGUCACCAAUUAAAUUUCAAUAUGGAUUAAUUGAGUUCUUAGAAUCAGAGCUAGUUUAUCAAGAAGACUUGUCCAUGGUUAAAAAUGUGUAUAAAGCACUAUUGGAGCAUUGUGUGGAUUAUCGAUACAUUUUUGAUCAGAAUGAAAAAGAUCUUCUCUUCACUGACAUGGUAAAACUAAUGAAUGUAUCGUUUAGAUUCUCGCAACAAAUACAUGCCAAAAUCUCUACAUUUUAUCUGGUUCAAUCCUCACAAGCAGUUAAAUUACUAAUUUUACAAACUGAGGGUAUAAAUAAUUUAUUAAAAUUUGAUUUAGGUGAAUUUAUAACAUUAUUUCUCUUUGAACUUCAAGAAUUCAAGAGAAAUAUGUUCAGAUACUCCAUUACUCAAGAGUUCAGAAUGAAAUUGUUAUAUGACAAGAAAAAACUUGGAGGUCCACUCAUGGAACGAUGGUUAAGAGAAGCAAAUGUAAGCAAAUCUGGCACCACAAGUCCAACCAAAAUUUUAUCAUUAGAGGAGUUAUUACUGAGACCAAUACAGAGAUUGACGAAAUACCCACUACUACUCAAACAAUUAAUUGAUAAUUCAGACAAUAUUUGGACAGGGUUACAAAAACAUAAUAUGAAUGUUGCGCUAAUUAAAGUUAAUCACUUGUUACAAAGUUGCAAUUCUAUUUAUCAAGUAAAUAAUUGGCUGGAUUAUCAUUCAUUAAGAGAAGAUGUUGAAAAAUACAAGUUGAUAAAAUCUCCAUCAAUUAACAAUUUUAAAAAUGAAUUAAAGUUAUCAACUUCUAUCAAUGAUCAAUGUCCAAAUAUUGUCAAUCAAUAUGAGAAUGUAUUCACUUUACUACAGAACUUAUCCAUAACAAUUGACACUCUUCUAAAGGGGAUGAUCAAAUUUACUGACAAUAAUUGUAAAUAUUCAAAGUUUUGGAAUGAUUUCUUAUAUGAAACAAGUUUGAAACAAAAAAUAAAUAAUAAUGAGGAUGUAACUAGAUAUAUUCAAUCUUCAUACCUGUGUUAUCAAGAAAAGACCAUGUUCCAAAAGUGUAAGACUAUAGAACUAGUUCUGAAUAUUAGAGAUGAAAUAUUGGUUCGACAUGAUCUUGCCAUUGAAAUUUGCAACCAAGUUAAUUUUAAAAUUAAAACUCAUUCUAUAUUGAAAAAAAAAUAUAUUGAUUACAUGGACUCAAUAGAGAAGAAAAAAGGGAAAGGUAAUGAUAAAGGAUCAAUAUUCAAGAAUAAUCGGAAAACUAUGUCCAUGGUACAAACAUACAUUCACCUUGGAAACCAAUUAAAAGAGCAACUUCCGCUCUUGACCGGAUAUAUCAAAGCUCUAUGUUGGCACACGGUGACAGAAUUAAAUCGAUUCAAUAUAAAAUGGAUCGAAUCAAUUUUUGGUCGUACUUCUGUGCAAACCCACAGAGACAUUAACGAUGUUAUAGAUUUUUAUCAGACUUGUAAAUGGGGUGAUAAGGGAGACCAUUCGAUGAACAUGUGA
Molecule: messenger RNA, 1593 nt
Organism: [Candida] anglica
Lineage: Eukaryota; Fungi; Ascomycota; Pichiomycetes; Serinales; Debaryomycetaceae
Source: the annotation of a GenBank genome assembly